This is a messenger RNA of Bacidia gigantensis, 1635 nucleotides long. RefSeq lists its product as uncharacterized. The record is from RefSeq and is a predicted model, not a curated record. Lineage: Eukaryota; Fungi; Ascomycota; Lecanoromycetes; Lecanorales; Ramalinaceae. The transcript has a single exon. Gene Ontology annotation, molecular function: peroxidase activity; heme binding. The coding region runs from base 1 to 1635 and encodes 544 amino acids. Gene Ontology annotation, biological process: cellular response to oxidative stress; hydrogen peroxide catabolic process; response to reactive oxygen species.
AUGCGGACCUCCUUUCUUCACUCCAGCCUCUGGCUGCUUUCCCUCACCCCCGUCAGAGCACAAUGGCCGGUCGACGCCCAAGCAGCCACUGUCAGAGAGCUCGAGCAUCUCUUCCUCGACGCUGCUACCUACAAUCUCAAGAGGAUGAUCACACCAUGCUCACAGUAUAUCGAUUCAUCUACCGGCCUAGCAAACCCCAACCUUGGCCGCCAGACAGCUGCCGAAUGGAUCCGGACAGCCUUCCAUGACUUCGUGACAGGAAACAUUUAUACUCUACAAGGCGGUCUGGAUGCGUCGAUUGGGUUCGAAACGACUCGUGCUGAAAACGUUGGCACCGCCUUCAACGAUGCCCUCACCAACUUUGGUUAUUACUUCAACGCCGCUGUGUCCAUGGCGGACCUUAUUUCUUUGGGCACUGUCUUAGCUGCUGGGCACUGCGGAGGUGUACAUGUGCCGAUGCGAGGCGGCCGAAAGGAUGCCGCAGCGGCUGGCCCCACUGGUGUUCCACAGCCCCAGCAAGAUCUCAACACGCAGUUGGGAGUCUUCGGCAAUGCUGGCUUCAAUCGUGAUGAUACCAUCGCUUUGACCGCCUGUGGUCACACCUUGGGAGGCGUUCACAAGAAAGAUUUUCCCGACGUUGUCAACAAUGCCCCAGGGACCCAAACAGGUACAGAUGGGCGCAUUGCCUUCGACGAGACUGACUCGGGCUUCGACAAUGGGCUGGUCAACGAUUACCUGGGCAGCAAAAACGCAAAAGGUGGUCCUCUGGUCACCACCACAAACGUGACCGUGCAGUCCGACCUCCGGCUGUACGUCUCCGAUCAGAAUGCUACAAUGCAACGAUUGGGUCAGUCCAACGACUAUUUUCUAUCACAGUGCUCGUCCACCUUUCAGCGUAUGAUUGAGACUGUUCCGUCCGGUGUUCGCCUAAGCACCCCCAUCGACCCAACGACUACCACGAAUCUGAAACCGUAUAACGUCGAUCUGAACGUCGACUGGAGUGGCAACAUGGUUUGUACGGGGAACCUCCGUUAUGUCCAAGUCCCCGGUUCAGCAGCAGGGCCAGGCAGCUACACAGUUACACUUAUCGGUAGAGAUGGUAAGACAACGACAACGACUGCAACGGCCACGAAAUCGGCUGCAGAUUCAGGGACAGGCAUCUACGGUGCUACAAACUCAUACAAGUUCCAACUCUCGUUCCCUGCCUCAACAGGCCUCUCAGGUAUCUCAGUUGGUGGGCAGACCUUCAAAUUUCAAGAUAGCAUGUUUCCCGUCCCAGGAAAGUCAUCAGUCUCGCCGACACCACCGCCAUUUACCAGUACCCCUGCCUUGAACGCUCAGCAGUCAUAUACCGCCAAUCUGACUGUUGCAUAUCUGACCACGGCGCCCCCAGCAACUCUGACAGCUACCUUCUCGAUCCCCGUACCCCAAACAGGCACUGUCUCACCUAAGACUGAUGCAUCAACCCAAACGCAGCUCAAGCUCAUUGGAAAGACGGGACCGUUUGCAAUCUACUCCGGGCUCACUACAAAGACCUUGAGCGGGAAGCAGGUAUAUAGCUUGAGUGUGGAUGUCGCCGCCUCAGGGCAAGCAGGUGGCCUCGGAUUCUACAAGAUCUUCAACAAAGAUUCUUGA